UUGCAAAUUGGACCAAGGCAUCAUUGGGUUCAAUACCUACGACACAGUAACAUCUUCAGUCCAGUUCGCCUAGUUCGCUUUGUGCUAAAGAACUAAACUUACAGCAUGAAACUUUUUGUCGCCGCACUCACCCUCUGCCUGGUGGCCUUUGCCGCUGCUCAAUCCGCCGAUCCCGCUGUGCAGGAUCCCUCGGUGGAGUAUCUGCCACCCGUUGGCGAUGCUGAGGCCGCUGCCCUGUCGGAGGAUGGCUAUCGGUAUAAGACGGUGCGUCGCCUGAAGCUGCGCCAUCGCCGCGAGGUACCCAGCCAGGAGUAUCUGCCACCCACUCAGGAGUAUCUGCCACCUUUGGAGGGCGAGGCUGUCGACACUAAGGUCGCCGAUGAUGGCUACCGCUACAAGACCGUGCGCAAGCUCAAGUUCCGUGCCCGCCAUCGUCGCGAUGUCUCCGAGAUCGCCGAACCCUCCAGCGAAUAUCUGCCCCCUGUUGAUGUGGAGCUGGCCCCCGAGCUGAAGACCGUCCUGGGCGCUGAUGGCUACCGCUACAAGACCGUGCGCAAGCUCAAGUUCCGUCGCCAUCGUCGUGAGGCUGAGGCCGAGGAAGCUGCCGCCGUUGAGGCCAACAACGAGUACCUGCCCCCCGCUGAGACACCAGCUGCCGAUGCUGCUGAGGUCAAGGCUGCCGAUGUGCCCGCCGAGGGUACCGAGGUUGGCCAGGAUGGCUACCGCUACAAGACCGUCCGUCGCAUCCGUUACCGUUAUCGCCAUUAAGCUGCCGCUGCUCAAUUCCCGAACUUAGGCAUAUUGAACCAAAUUGAUCCUGAUAGUACACAGAGUGUGCCAGCCAAGCAAUGUAGAAGUUUCCCUCACAGUUAGUUUCCAAUUGCUUGGCCAACAUUCGCUACGAACUUUUGCCUUUUAUUAAUUAAUUGCCUUUUAGAAUUUUUUGUCCCUUUAAAUCCCUCAAAAGCAUAUCGAAUAA
Messenger RNA from Drosophila mojavensis, 979 nucleotides. RefSeq lists its product as uncharacterized. Lineage: Eukaryota; Metazoa; Arthropoda; Insecta; Diptera; Drosophilidae. Bases 106 to 768 code for a protein of 220 amino acids. The record is from RefSeq and is a predicted model, not a curated record. The transcript is spliced from 2 exons.